AUGUGCAGCAGAGAACGGGAAGUACAUGAACUAGUUGCUGGCAAAACGCCUGCGGAAGCUGAAGAACCUGCGAAAGACUUCAAGUCUAUCACAUCGCAGCUCAAACGUCUUGACGAAAGAUUUUAUCGUGAGGAGUACGAGCUUGUCAUUGCUUCUAAUGUGAGAACCAUUUACUUUGCAACUCAUGAGGAAAUCCCGCUAAUUGCUGCGCUGGAGUUGCAUGCAACCUCUGUUCUGCAUGACACACCCGUUAAUCUCAAGGCUUUACUGAAACCACUGGGCCGGCUAUUCUUGCAGGAGUUCUCACCGGAGGUCAAAAGCAUGGCAUAUGUCAUGUUAAGUAAUUUGACUCAGGUCCUGCAACUACGAACAAUACAGAAUUUCCAAAGGUAA
Messenger RNA from Aspergillus tanneri, 393 nucleotides. RefSeq lists its product as uncharacterized. The transcript has 4 exons. NCBI's taxonomy places the organism in Eukaryota, Fungi, Ascomycota, Eurotiomycetes, Eurotiales, Aspergillaceae. Bases 1 to 393 code for a protein of 130 amino acids. The record is from RefSeq and is a predicted model, not a curated record.